Messenger RNA from Bicyclus anynana (squinting bush brown), 3386 nucleotides. It is a transcript of the gene Hacd2, whose product is annotated as very-long-chain (3R)-3-hydroxyacyl-CoA dehydratase. Bases 162 to 1289 code for a protein of 375 amino acids. The record is from RefSeq and is a predicted model, not a curated record. Gene Ontology annotation, biological process: fatty acid elongation; sphingolipid biosynthetic process; very long-chain fatty acid biosynthetic process. Gene Ontology annotation, cellular component: endoplasmic reticulum membrane. NCBI's taxonomy places the organism in Eukaryota, Metazoa, Arthropoda, Insecta, Lepidoptera, Nymphalidae. The transcript has 6 exons. Gene Ontology annotation, molecular function: 3-hydroxyacyl-CoA dehydratase activity.
UAUAUCGAAGUUUUCGAUUCGGACUUGGACGAGUGAUUAUAUCGGUUUUUUGUUUUGUUGCUUUUCAAAUUCAGAAUUUUCUUGGACUUGAGGAAAUUGUAAAUCAAAUGUGUUAAUAAUUGGCUAUCUUACAUGUUUAAAAUAUAAACUAUACAUAAGCAAUGGUUAACCUAAGUCCAUUUGUUUAUUGGGCGCAAACUGAUAAAAAUAUAUCAUUGAAAAUAGAUUUAAAAAAUGUUACGAAGCCGAAUCUAAAUGUAGUCGAUAAUAAAAUAAAAUUUUCGGCGCAAGGUGUUGGUGCUCAUGGUGAAACUUUAUACGAAUUCAGUUUGGACUUAUUUUCUUCAUUAAAGCCAAAUAACAAUGAAGAGACUAAGAUUGUAAGACUAUUUGAAAACAGGGUUGAAGUGGUAUUAAAGAAGGAGAAAGUGGCAUGGUGGCCCAGACUUACGGCUCAGCCUCAGAAGCCAGCAUGGUUGAAGAUUAACUUCGAUCUGUGGAAAUCAGAAGACGCUUUGGAUAGUGAGGACGAGUGCGAGGAAGAGAGUAGGGACGUGAUGAAAGACUACCCGGGCAUGUACGAUAUGUUGCAAAAGGAAGAGAUGGGCUAUAGAAAAGAAGACUACAAAAAGGUGUACCUGGCUCUGUACAACCUGGUGCAAUUCAUCGGCUUCACAUAUGUGCUGACUGUCAUGACGGUCAGAUAUAUCAAGUUGGAGUAUGACUCAGUGGCUGGUACAUAUGAGCAUGUUGGCUCCGCUAUGAAGUUCCUUCAGCUGCUGAUGUAUUUGGAAGUCAUGCAUCCAAUUUUUGGAUACACUAAGGGCGGCGCACUGGUGCCUUUCUUUCAAGUAAGCGGGCGCGCCUUCGUGCUGUUCGCGAUGAUAGAGUCGGAGCCGCGCAUGCAGACCAAGCCCGUCGUGUGCUACCUCUUCAUAAUUUGGAGCACCAUCGAAGUCAUCAGGUACCCAUACUACAUAAGCCAGCUGUACAAAAAAGACAUCUACAUACUGACCUGGCUAAGGUACACUAUGUGGAUUCCCCUGUACCCGCUCGGAAUGCUCUGCGAGUCCAUAGUGAUACUGAGAAACAUACCAUACUUCGAAGAAACAAACAGAUUCACCAUUUCAAUGCCAAACGAAUGGAACUUUGCCUUCCACAUGCCUUCGUUCUUGAGAAUUUAUUUGUUGCUUCUUAUGUUCCCCGGUCUGUACUUGGUUAUGAAGCAUAUGCACAGACUUAGAAUUGUUAAGUUGAGACCAAAGAUUGUCAUCAAGAAAUGUAAAUAAAUAAGUUAGUCUGUCUGCCGUGAAAAUACGAAAAAUAUAGCCUAUGGAUGGGGGAGGGGGGCAGUAAUUGGUAAUUAGUGAGCUAUACUUAUAUUGAUUAUUUCACAUUACAAAUUGAUACUGUCCGACUAAACUUCUGCCCGUACCUCGCUACACCCAUGCUUACAAAUAAGGCUUUCUAUUGGUUAAAAGAAUUUUCAAGUUUACCUACAGACCCUACAAUACCACAAACUUUAUAAUAUUAGUAUAGAUUUCAUUUGAUUAAUCAUAAAUUAAUAUUAAAUAGUUUUAUUGAUUAAUCUUAUGUAGCUUCAUUGAUUCAUGAUAAAUAAUUUUAUUGAUUAAUCAUAAAUACCAUAAUUGAUUAAUCGUAAAUAAUUUUUACUUGGCACCCUAACACUUAUGUAGUGUCUAUGAAGCAGAUGUGACGUAUUGCAAAGUGACCAAAUAUGACGUGUAGCGUUCAUUCAUAGACAAUACACAUGACACAAGCUCAUAAACAUGUAAUAAUGUGUUAUGGUACCAUUUAAAGUAAUUUAAAUAUGUAUAAAUAUUAAAGAAGCGAAAGUGAUUUAUUUUGUUUGUAACGUUUUCACACCUAAUUACUGUGAAAUUUUAUUGAUUUAAAUAGAUACAGAACAGGAUGAAUUUUCUGAUGAAAUCUUUCAAGCACGAAUGAAGCUACGGGCUAUAGUUAGUAGUUAAAUAUUGAUAAUAAUAAUUUAUUAACAUCUAUCUGUGUUUCUAUAAAUAUAUUAAACAUAAUGUGUAUGUACAUUUAAUGAAAAAACUGAAAAUAAUAUACGGACAUGAGAUUAGGUCCUAAGAUAAGAAAACUAAUUUUAGAUAUGUCUGUGUGUGUGUGUGUUCUUGCUUAUCACCGAAACUAGUAUUUUGUGUGCAAAAGAAGACAAAUUGAUUAAUUUAAGAUAAAGGAUAUUGGUAAUUAGUAAUUACUAGCAACAUCAUAUUACACACAAUCAUGUAAUUACUUUAGAACAAAUAUAUUUUGUAAUUACACUUCUAAAAUAAAUGUGUAAUUUUAUACCUAUUACAUAAAUAUAAACCAUAUUUGUUUUAGCUGUCAACAUAAUGUAUUGAAUUAAAAUAUUGUUGAAAACAUGAUUUAGCUUAAUAAUGUAAAUAUUUGUCAAAAAUAAGUAAAUAAAGAUCCUAAGCAAAUAAUUAAUUACUAUAACUGUUUAGGAACACAUCAACACCUAACUCACCAACAAUUUUUUUUAUUUAAGUACGUAAAACUAUCAUUUUGUUAUUUACCUUAGAUGUAUUUAGAAAUAUAAAAUCAUUAAACAUUUAAGGAUAUCUAUUAGGAUAGGUAUUUAUUACAUUAUUACUAGAAGAAUUAAAACCAUCCAAAUUAUUACUAGAACAAUUAAAACCAAAUAAAAUGGGUUUUGCCAAAACACUUGUAACACAACACAAAACACACAGAACACAAUUGUGUAGUUUUACAAAUGCAUAAACAUGACAUUUCCUUUUAAUUUUGCUUUGAAAUAAUGGAAAUUGUAUGUACAUUUAAAAAAUAAAUUGGAUAAUCAAAUUGAUUACAUUUUAAAAAAUAAUUUGAAUAAUCAAAUUGUUUAAAAAAACAUUUUUUUUUUAUCUUAUUGUGAUUUCAAGCUUUUGUGCAAUUUUUAUGGUUGUUUAUUAGAGUAAAAUAAUAUUCACUUAAAUAAUUAGGAUUAGGUAAAUAAAUUAAAAUACUGAUAUACUCAUAAUUACAAUGUUAUACCUACCUUUACUUUGCAUUUAAAUAUAUACGUAACAUAUGUACCUUAUACUUCCUUGUUUCCUGAUAAUUAAAUAAUUAUUUUUUGUUCUCCAUUAUGAUUUACAUUCGUUGGUAAUUAUUAUGUUUAUAUUUUUAUAAAAUAUAAAGAAAAUAUAUGAUGCAUUUUCUUUUGUUGUGUGUUUUUGUCAUACCUAAAUAGAGUCCCUAGUUUUACACAGGACUUCCGAAAAUAGAAUACAUCUAUAUUACUAAUGUCAUAACUUGAAAAUGGUAAAAGUUUGUAGGUAUGUUUGUUAGUCAAUCAAACAAAACACUAAUUGCCAAUGACUGAUUUUGACGAAAUU